Molecule: messenger RNA, 2357 nt
Organism: Synchiropus splendidus (mandarinfish)
Lineage: Eukaryota; Metazoa; Chordata; Actinopteri; Syngnathiformes; Callionymidae
Gene: esama
Product: endothelial cell adhesion molecule a
Exons: 7
Coding region: 471-1841 (456 amino acids)
Biological process (GO): homophilic cell-cell adhesion
Cellular component (GO): plasma membrane; adherens junction
Molecular function (GO): cell-cell adhesion mediator activity
Source: RefSeq, a predicted model, not a curated record
AAAGUCAAGUCCAAACUAGGUAUGACGGAUAUGAAUGUAAUUUGUUUCAAAAUAAAAGCAUGAGCACAGGUCGACAGCAGAGGAAUUAUAAAUCUCGCGGUCCUGUAACCGGAACUAAUUUCAAACGUCACCGCACGCUUGACAGCUCGUCCAGGAGGCUCGCGAGCCUCCCUCCCUCUCUCGCUCGGUGGAAAAGGACAGACAGGAUGACAAGUUGCAGACUUGGACGCGUCGCGGUUAAAGGAUAAUCGAGCGACUUGCGGUUGACGCGAAGCGGAGACGAGGACAGAAGUGACGGGCGUCUCAGGGAGUAAAUUCCACUUGACAUUCGCUCAACAAACCGAGUCGGGGGAGAGGAGUCCCGAGCGCUGCGUCUCACCUGGAGAGUCACCACACGGUGGACAGCAACGCGCAGGACAAAGUGCGUGGAGCGCAGAGAGAGGAGCCAGGCACCUGAGGCUGGAUCCACCAUGGAGCUUUUAGUCACUUCGAGGAAACUUACUUUGCUGUCUUUCACCUUCUUGUGCGCUGUACCAGCCGUCCUCACUCAGAUCCAGUUGCCUGAGAAAAACAUGAACGUGAUCAAGGGUCGGCUGGUGGUUCUCAAAGCCUCAUACACACCUGCGCCUGGCAGCGAGCUGAGCACCAACACCAUCAUCUGGAACUUCGUCUCCAACAACUCUCAACUGAUCCUCUCUUACACCAAAGGCUCCAUGAGUGUGGGCAGCUCCCAGUUUAAAGGGCGAGUGGGCUUCAGUGCCAGCAUGCCCUCCACAGACAUCUCACUCUACAUCAACACCACCCAGGAGUCGGACUCGGGCCGCUACCUUUGCCAGGUUAUCAUCCCGGGUAACCCAGGAUUCACAGAGGAGCUCAGUCUGGACGUGAAAGUUCCCCCUGCUCCACCCGAGUGCUCCCUCUCUGGGAAACCAGUGCUGAAGGGGAACGUGACGCUAAGCUGCAAAUCCAGCUCAGGGAAGCCUGUUCCUGUGUACAAGUGGAGGAGAACCAGUCCAACGUCAGAGGUCUUCUUCUCCCCCAUGCUGAAUGAUAAGACAGGAGCUCUGAAGCUGAGCAACCUCAGCAGCAACAUGUCGGGGAAGUACGUGUGCACAGCCAGCAACGCCGCCGGCUCAGAGAGCUGCAUGAUCAACCUGGAGAUCAUCUCCGCCACCAACGUCGGGGUGAUCGUGGGCGCCACCGUGGGCUCCGUGGCUGGCUUCGUCUUUCUUCUCCUCAUCUGCCUGGUCUUCUUCCUGAGGAGGCGGCGAGACGGCGAAGACGACAUGGCCAAUGAGAUCAAAGAGGACGCUCAGGCACCCAAGCGGGUCUCGUGGGCCAAGAGCGGCAUGGGCUCCGACAUCAUCUCCAAGAACGGCACCCUGUCCUCCAUCGCCUCCAGCCCCCACCACCGGGAGCCCUCCCUGCAGCACAACAACCACCAGCACCUGCAGCAGUACCCCCAGCGGCCGCCCUCCGACACCGCCUCCAUCAUCACGGCCACGGGCAGCACGGCCGGCGCCUACCGGCCCUCCCGCCACCACGGGGCCUCCAGCCCCGCCCACUACAACUACAACAACAACCCCACGCUGCCCCGCGGCCAGGUGCUGACCUCCAACCCCAGCAGCAACGGCGACUCUCUGACCCGGCCGGAGCGCCACACCCAGCUGCCCCAGGCCCAGGUCCUCCCGCAGAUCUACGGGCAGCCUCAGCUGCAGCUGCAGGUGGCGCCCUCCCCCCCGCCUCUGCCCGCCUCCACGGUCACUGCCUCCAACAUCGCCCGCAUGGGCGGCGUGCCCAUCAUGGUGCCUGCACAGAACCAGGCCGGGUCCCUGGUCUGAGGAGGACCUGGCCCUCAGGAGCAGCACUGAGUGACGCUGGCGCGCACGAGUGUUUUCUCGCUUCACGUCUGUGACUCUCAUCCAUGCGUUCACUUUUCUACUUUAUUCAUACGUUUCUUAUCUUUUCUAGCUUUAAAAUGUCACCACGGUUUUGUGCGGCGGGACCUGCUGACGUACAUGGUAACAGUGUUUUCAGAUGGUGUUUUCAAUGUUCGGGACAGAGUCAAGGAUAGAAAAAAAAAGCACAACAUCUUUGUUUUCAAAUUCUAAACAUUGUGUGUAAAACAGCACAAGCCUUUUUUUUCUAUUUUGCUGCCACAUAUAAUAAUGUAUCUUCUCCUUUUCUCAAAGGAAAAUGUGCAUAAUGUCUCUGAAAAUGGAGGGAUUGAAUGACUAAGUUUUGAGGUAGAAGAAAACCACCAACAUUACAGACAAACAAAAGUUGAAAUAUAUAUAUAUAUAUAUAUAUAUAUAUAUAUAUAUAUAUAUAUAUAUAUAUAUAUAUAUAUAUAUAUA